Solea solea (common sole) is the source of this 2146-nucleotide messenger RNA. RefSeq names its product pentatricopeptide repeat domain 3 (gene ptcd3). Gene Ontology annotation, biological process: mitochondrial translation. Bases 7 to 2013 code for a protein of 668 amino acids. NCBI's taxonomy places the organism in Eukaryota, Metazoa, Chordata, Actinopteri, Pleuronectiformes, Soleidae. The transcript is spliced from 23 exons. Gene Ontology annotation, cellular component: mitochondrion. Gene Ontology annotation, molecular function: rRNA binding; protein binding; ribosomal small subunit binding. The record is from RefSeq and is a predicted model, not a curated record.
UACAACAUGGCUGCGUCCGGGAGGCACGUAGGGCACUAUAUGCAGAGAAAUGGACGCUUUUUGACAAAUAACUUGGAGCAGUUGUGGAGUCACAGGAGUUUUGGUUGGACUCCAUCUCUGCGACAAACAGCUGUGGAGGCUAAUAAAGAAUCUACAGAGAAUAUUGUUAUCCCCAGAAAGAAAACAUGGAGCAAAGUGGCUGUGCUGGAGGCUCUGGCUUCGACUGUUGGCAGGGAUCCUACAGCAUUCAACUAUAAGUUCCAGGAUGAUUCUUACCUCUCUCCUGGGACCUUGACUGAGUUUAAAUUGUACAGUCUCUCACAGGAGUCUGGCAGAACAGCAGCCAAAUUCUUUAUCAACAGCAAUCCCAAGUUCUUCACUGAAGACUUUGCUGAGCCGCAUAUACCAUGUCUGAUGCCAGAGACGGUGUCACCGCUUAUUGAGGAGGUGAGCGAGGAGGCUCUGAAGGAACGAAUCAACCUGAGGAGAGUCAAAGCUGCUGUUGAUCUGUAUGACCAGCUACUGCAAGCUGGCACAACCGUUUCCAUGAAAACAACCCAUGACCUGUUAGAUCUAAUCUGUCUUUACUGUGACAAAAACCCUGUCCAGGAGGGGGACACAGAGGCAGAGGAUGUGGAGGCGGUAGAAGGCAGAAACAAGAGGAAAGUGAAGCUCCGUGAGUAUUUAGACUCUCAGGAGUGCACCUGGAAAGAAAACAACAGUGCAGAGAGAAUCUUUAAUGUGCUGCCAGAGAGAGACGCACACUGUUACGCUGCUCUAAUCAGAGGCAUGGUGAAGCAUGGAGCCUACGCCAAGGCCUUCAGCAUGUACACUGACUUACUUAACGAAAGGUUGACUGCUGAUGUCCAUGUCUUCAACGCACUGAUUUUAGCAGCUCCUCAUGUCCAAGACAAAUACAGCGAGCGAUGGAACCUGAUUGAGGAUUUACUGAAGCAGAUGAAUCAACAGAAAGUUCAGCCCAACCUGCUGACCUUCAACUGUGUCCUGAAGUCUCUGAGACUGUGUGGCUCUUUGGGCAAAGCAAAAGCUCUGCAUACCCUGAAUGAGAUGAUGGCUGUGGGAAUAGCUCCCAGUCUGGCCUCCUUUGAGCACAUCCUGGUACUCUUUCACAGAUCAGGCUCCUCUGGUCAGCCUCCUACUGACCUCUUACAGGAUAUCUUGUCAGAAAUUAAAGGGACAAGUUUCACAUGUCAGGACCCUGAAGAUGAUCGAUUCUUCUCUUUUGCAAUGAAAGUAUGUCUGGACGCUAAAGACAUGGAGCUGGGUUAUAAAGUACAGAGUCUCGCAGAAGUGGGUAAUAACUGGAGGUUGCUGGGAGAUCCCUACCUACAGGGUAUUUAUUACGGUCGCUUCUUCAGUCUGUUGUGUUUGAUGGAGCACAUUGAUGUCAUCUUGAAGUGGUACAAACAGCUUGUUCCCUCGUUAUACUACCCAAGCUUUCAAUCGUGUAAAGGCCUGCUACAGGCUCUGGAUGCAGACAACCGCCUUGAUUUGCUGCCCCAAUUAUGGAAAGACUUCAGAUCUCUUGGUCAUGAUAAGAGGCCACAGCUGGUGGAGGAGUUGCUCACACUCAUGGCCAGAGAGAAGCACAGCCCUGAGGUUCAGGAGAGGUUUGCAGAGUGUGCUCUCGAUAUAAAGGGUGUGUAUGACGAUGAAAGAGGGAGGACCAGUCUGCAGUGGAACGCUACCUCCCUCACACACAUCACCUCACUGCUGCUGAGAGCCAACAAGACCCAACAGGCCUGGGAGAUGCUGCAGCUCUUUACGUCCAACAACAGAGUUCCACCUGACGAGCUGUUGAAGAACUUCCUGUCAGUGUGUCACAGCAGUGGUUCUGUUCAGACAGCAGUGGACCUGGUGCAGCUGUCUGCAGCCUUCUGUCUGCCUGCAACAGCAGAGCUGGCAAAACAAACACUGGCAGACUUCAAACUGACCGAGGAGCAAAGAGCCGUUGUAUCUGAACUGGCGUCAACAGGAGAAUCAUUUGACUGAAGGAGACAACACUGGGUGACCAACUGUGACACCAGUAUCACUCGUAACCGAACCUAAAAUUCACUGAUAAUCUGCUGAAUCCAUAAACUGUACUUCUUUCUAUAUCUGUGUAAUAAACAGAAUGUGACAUUUA